AUGCGUGAACACACAGAAAGUGUCGAAGCUGCGAAGAAGAAAGCUGACGGGGAAGCAAAACCCUCAAAAACAUGGACUCCACUGAAGCGUCGUGAAGGUCUUUGUUCAUUUUCGGAUCAAAGAACAGCGAAUGCUCGACUUUUGUCACGUUGUCAUCGCGUUUACGAUGAAAAAAGGCAAACUAGGAGAAGAAGGUGGAACGCGAUGCGUUAUCUCCACAAUGCACUGCCUGGAUGUGUCAUUGAGGGAAUUGACGUUUUUGAUAUGGCUCAACGAACAAAUUUGUCUGUUGCUGGUAUAUUUGGUCCAGAGCACAAGCUAGCUCUUACAGAAAUGCCAUUUGCUUCAGAUAUGGACAAUAGUCUGGCUCCACAGUGGAUCAAGAAGGCAACAAGCAGCUACUAUAGACUUUCUUACAGUGAAUGGUCUCCACUUCAAAGCUACCACUGGGGAGCGUGGGCGAUGUCAUUUGAUGGUUUCGCCUGCGCGAUUCCUGUUCCGCCAGUUGUAAUUGAUGGCUAUGGCAAUGUAACUGCAGUUCAGAGAGCGGCUGUUCCGAAAUUAUUGUAUCCAGAGUUCGCUUAUCGAAAGAUGUACAAUGUUGCUGAGAAUGUAUAUCCACGUUCUCUUGAUUCACCUUUACCUAGAGGGAACGAGGAUGCAGAUUCAGUGGCUCACUGUCCCAUGUGCUUGCGGACAUCUGACUAUUACGCUGACAUGGAUUUUGUGCGAAUGUGUUUCAAAGGAUUGCCACAAGAAGUUCUAGAGGAUUUCGAAUUACCUGAUGUGGACACAAGCUGCACUACUUACCACCGAUCAAGUACCGCUCCUCAAAUAAUGACCGAGGAAGAUCUGAAUGAAUUAUUGAGUGGUGAGUAA
Messenger RNA from Ostertagia ostertagi, 879 nucleotides. NCBI's taxonomy places the organism in Eukaryota, Metazoa, Nematoda, Chromadorea, Rhabditida, Trichostrongylidae. The record is from the annotation of a GenBank genome assembly.